Messenger RNA from Xenia sp. Carnegie-2017, 519 nucleotides. Its product is annotated as cyclic nucleotide-binding domain-containing protein 2-like. The record is from RefSeq and is a predicted model, not a curated record. The transcript is spliced from 4 exons. Lineage: Eukaryota; Metazoa; Cnidaria; Anthozoa; Malacalcyonacea; Xeniidae. Bases 1 to 519 code for a protein of 172 amino acids.
AUGGAGGGAUAUUUUCCAAGAUGGGCUAAAGAAAUAACGCAAAAAGCUCCUGAUAACAGAACAGAAAAAGAAGUCGACUCCAUGAUGAAGAUAUUGAAACUGCUUAAUGCGUUCCGUCGUUAUUCUCCAGGCACACAGCGUCUUUUAUGUAAAGCUGUUAGAUAUAACAGAUUCGAGCGUCAUCGUGUUAUCAUACGCAAAGGGCAUGUUGGCAGAAGAUUUUAUGUCAUAUAUUCUGGAUCUGUAGCGUUCACAUUUAAUGAAGACGACGCUGAAGUGUUCUCUAAACAACCAGGCUAUUAUACCAUGGGAAAAGGCGAUGCGUUUGGGGAACUUUCUCUGAUAAGAAAUGCACAACGGUCUGCGACCAUUGUCUGUUUGACCACAACGGAGCUGCUCUAUAUUGAAAAAGAAGACUUCAGUCUAAUGGGAAUCGACAACAUUUUGCGCAAUGAAAUGGAAUACAGAGUAAAAUAUUUCAGGUUAGAAAAUGUUCGAGCUUAUAUCUUGUUCUACUAA